GGUUCGAGGCGAGGGCAAAUAAAAAGCUGAGCCGGGCUUUUAUUGCGAAGGAGCCGGAAUUAGCUUCGUUAUCUGUCUCGCACGUAGCGGGGCUCGUCAACACGGACUCCGGAGAAAACCGGUCCGUCUCCCCGGUCCGAGAACAUGUGAGGAGGAGGCGACACCUCCAGAAACUAACGGGGAACCAAACCGUGUGUUCGCCGGCUGUUCCGACUGUGGUCACACACGGAUAGGAAGGAGGGAUGCCGGUGGAGAGUGGGAACAGCGCCGCCGCCCGCCAGGCCAAGCAGAAGAGGAAGUCCCACAGCCUCUCCAUUCGCAGGACCAACAGCACCGAGCAGGAGCGAUCAGGCCUGCAGAGAGAGAUGCUGGAGGGACAGGACUCCAAACUGCCUCUGUCUCUGAGGAGCAAUCUUCUGGACCUGUUCAGCCAGAUCGAGAGGGAGUUUGAAAACCUCUACAUAGAAAACCUGGAGUUACGCAGAGAAAUCGAAACGCUGAACGACCGAUUGGCUGCAGACGGACAGACUUUCGAGGGGGCGGAUUUAGCCAAAGGAGCACUUAAAACAAAAGCGAGUCAUAGCACAAGUCAGCUGUCACAGAAACUGAAGACGACCUACAAGGCUUCCACAAGCAAAAUUGUGUCCAGUUUCAAAGCGACCACGUCCAGAGCGAUCUGCCAGCUGGUCAGGGAGUACGUCGGCCACAGAGAUGGCAUCUGGGACCUCAGCGUCACCAGGACACAACCUGUGGUGCUGGGUACAGCCUCUGCAGACCACACUGCGAUGCUGUGGAGCAUUGAAACUGGGAAGUGCCUCCUCAAAUAUCUGGGUCAUCAAGGAUCAGUCAACUCCAUCAAGUUCCACCCCACUGAACAGAUGGCUCUAACAGCCUCCGGAGACCAGACAGCUCACAUCUGGAGGUACAUGGUUCAGCUUCCGACUCCACAGCCUGUUGCUGAUAUGAGCCAGCAGACACCCUGCGAAGACGACGUGGACUUUUCAGAUAAAGAUGAGGCCGACGGCGAAGUCGAGGGUCCGAACGAUUGUCCCUCUGUCCGCGUGGCGACCACCACUCUGCGAAGCCAUCAGGGCGUGGUGAUCGCUGCUGAUUGGCUGGUGGGGGGCAAACAGGUGGUGACGGCGUCCUGGGAUCGAGCCGCCAACUUGUACGAUGUGGAGACGUCAGAGCUGGUUCACUCACUCACUGGUCAUGACCAGGAGCUGACCCACUGCUGCACACACCCCACCCAACGUCUGGUGGUCACCUCGUCCAGAGACACCACCUUCAGACUGUGGGACUUCAGAGAUCCAUCCAUCCACUCUGUCAACGUGUUCCAGGGACACACUGACACGGUGACGUCCGCUGUGUUCACGGUGGGAGACAACGUGGUGUCUGGGAGCGACGAUCGAACCGUCAAAGUGUGGGACUUGAAGAACAUGAGGUCGCCCAUAGCAACCAUCCGCACCGACUCGGCUGUCAACAGGAUCAGCGUGUCGGUGAACCAGAAAAUCAUCGCUCUUCCUCACGACAAUCGGCAGGUCCGACUGUUCGACAUGUCCGGGGUGCGACUGGCUCGACUCCCGCGGACCAACAGACAGGGUCACCGGCGCAUGGUGUGCUGCUCCGCCUGGUGUGAAGACAACGCCUCCUGCAACCUGUUCAGCUGUGGCUUCGACCGGCAGGCCAUCGGCUGGAACAUCAACAUCACCGCCCUGCUGCAGGAGAAGUGACCUCCACCUGUGAGCUCACAGUGACUCCACCCAAAGUUUGUGGUGUUUGGAGACAGUGACCUGUAAACUGAAAAGGCGGCUGUCAAAGGUUUAGUGUCUCUCCUGCUUUUGUGUGUGAGAACUGAACGUAAUUCGAGCAACGACUCGAUGGAAAUGACUCCUCACAGCCAUCUUUUCAAGCCUACAGAUACUCCAUGCUACCUGGGAAGGGAGGGAACCGAGGACUUGCGCUAGCUGACCUCUGCAUCUGUCGCAGUCUCGAAAUCACAGCCACGGAAAACAACGGUUUGUUUUCUGUGUGGAAACGAUUCCACGUCAUUCACAAACAACAAAAACCCAAACUGAUGAGAAAACCAACGAGUUAAUUUAAAGUUUAUUUCUGGAGUUAAUAUUCGAUGACUGGUUGAUUUGAACUUUUCCUUCCAAGUUUAAUUCCAAAAUGUUCUGUGUGGCACCUGAGAUUCACAGCGUAAUAUUUAUAAUCCACAUUUUGCUAAAAGCUUAGAAAUGUGUUAACGCACAUUUAAAAAAAAAAUACCAGUAGCUGUUACAGUUUUUCUUGUUGAACACAAGAAGAGAAGAGAAAUUACACUUCCCUCCUUUAAGUGACUGAUGAUGGACCUGACAUUUGUCUGGUUCUUCUUAAAUUUAACAAAAUGUUUAUUAGGUCAUUUCAGACUGUGAUUAAAGAUGGACGACCCUUCUCCACCAGGGUGCCGCCAUCUUGGGUUCAAUCAUGACGUCUCAGCACGUUUUAAUACCUUCAACUGAUCGAACAUCAGAGCGAUUAGAACUUCCUAAAAUGACAGGAACCAAAAUUUUAACUUUUAAAAUUAAAACAUCUGGGCAGGCGUCUCGUCGUAGUUGACGAUAUCAACAUGAUCAGAAAGUAGCAGUGAUUCGUUUUUUAGCAGAUGUGUGGAGAAUGAAAUGCUGUGUCAGGUGGAGGACGGUAGAUUUGUUCAGGACUUCAACUAACAAAAAUAACACAUUUUAUAAUUUAAUCAAAACUAAUUUCUCUU
Paralichthys olivaceus (Japanese flounder) is the source of this 2755-nucleotide messenger RNA. Its product is annotated as WD repeat-containing protein 37. Lineage: Eukaryota; Metazoa; Chordata; Actinopteri; Pleuronectiformes; Paralichthyidae. Gene Ontology annotation, molecular function: protein binding. The record is from RefSeq and is a predicted model, not a curated record.